Clonostachys solani is the source of this 1098-nucleotide messenger RNA. The record is from the annotation of a GenBank genome assembly. NCBI's taxonomy places the organism in Eukaryota, Fungi, Ascomycota, Sordariomycetes, Hypocreales, Bionectriaceae.
AUGGCUGAUACUCGCUUGCCCACCACCGUUCGGACCGCCAAAGACGGAGUGCGCUAUGGAGCCUACCGUGAACGAUUGCGGAGCAAUGGAAUCAGGAUGCUCCGCGCUCAUGAUGAGCCCCCCCCACAUAUUCAGGCUCUACUUCAGGACGUGCUGCCAGUUGAGUCUGUUACAAUUAAUGGAUGUGUGGACACUGCCGAGACCAGAGCCAUGGCCAUCAAUGGGGUUGAUGAAGAUCGAGUGAAGCACUUGUUUCAGUCACUGAUCGCAGAUCGAAUUGAUAGAUCGCGUCUGGAAAUCGUGGGUAACAAGUUGCUUGACCCCUUACGCGUGCCCAACAGACUCGGUCAGCAUAGAAUCGUCACCCCCAAACCCGAUCUUUAUCUGGGAUACAGCUACGGACAUUUUGGAGAUGAUCUUCAGGGCUUACUUUGGAAUUCUGACACAAACAUCGCCAAGUUUGCAUUCCUGGAAAUGGAGCUCAAAGGCGAUGGCCAGUCAAGUCUAGGUGGCCUCUGGGUAGCAACCAACCAAUGCAUGGGGGGCGCAUCAACGUUUCUCAACAUUCUGAACAAGCUGCAGUCCACUCUGUACGAAAACAACCUUGUUGAAGAGGCGGAGGCUUUGGACCCAGUGGUUUUCAGCGUUGCUAGCAAUGGCACCGAAGCUAGACUGUUCGCGACAUAUUCUAAAAGCGAAGGAGAUUUCACCACGUACUUUGUCAGAGGCUUCCUCCUGUACGACACUUCAAGCAGAGCAAUUCUCGAUACCUACAUUCAACAUAUCGUUGAUUGGGGCACGAACAGGCGUCUGCAAAAGAUCGAAUCUGCACUCCAAGCCCUUCACGAGUCCGGUGUUGGUGGCGGUAUCCCAGCCCCACCCACAAUAUCUGGUAACGAGGAAAAUGAAGAUCCCGAUAGCAGUGAAACAAACCAGACUUACAUUGAAAUGACUUACAUUGAAAUGACCGAUUGUUCAAUGACUUGUUCCCAAGUGGGUAUGGAGGUGGUGUCUGAGCCGAGACAGACCUGGUCGAAGAAGAGAGCCGCUGAUACCCAGCCAAGCACAAGCAAGCGGAGAAGAGCGACCGGAGCCUAG